This is a messenger RNA of Nasonia vitripennis (jewel wasp), 2385 nucleotides long. It is a transcript of the gene emei, whose product is annotated as transmembrane protein 161B. NCBI's taxonomy places the organism in Eukaryota, Metazoa, Arthropoda, Insecta, Hymenoptera, Pteromalidae. The transcript has 11 exons. Bases 480 to 1907 code for a protein of 475 amino acids. The record is from RefSeq and is a predicted model, not a curated record.
GUUGGCGUCCGCGGGCUUUCUCACGGUGUCAGCUGGUAGCUAGUUUUGGAACAUGCAUUCUAUUAAUACAAGCUAGCAACGUGUGCGCUCUCUCAGUUCGUCUUGUGCAGCUGAACUAUUCUCCCCUUGUAAAAAGAGCUAUGACUUAGGCACAAUUCCAUCCAUGAUUGGUUUCUCAAUCACCCAAGGGAAGAAGACAGGCCGUCGUCGACGCAUGAGAAUGGAUCGCUGACUGUCGGGCUAUUUAUCAAAUUGUUUAAAUAAAAGUUCAUCUAUUUGUUUAUCAUGGCUCGCGCUGCACUCUCGGCUGGCCGUGUGUCCCUUUAUGCCGCCUCUAAUCACCGAAUGAAAUGUUACAAUCCAAGUCUAAUUCGUUAAUAGAGACAAGUGAACCUUAACCUCAAUUAAUCUCAAUCUUAUUUCUUUUUUCCUUUGAUUUUCAGGCUUUAUUAGGAGCGCAAUUGGUUAUUACGCUGAUAAUGGUCAGCGUAAUUCAAAAAUUAGGCUCGCACUUUUCAAUAGCAAAGUGGAUUUUGUGUUCUACAGGACUUAUACGCUACCUGUAUCCAACCGAUCAGGAAUUGAGGAACCUCGUUGGAUUUCCAAAGGACAAACACAAAAAAGGAAAGCACGCAGAGAAUGGAAAAACUCCAGAAACUUUUCAGAUACCGAGAAACUUGGAUAUUACUCUUGACACUGCACCUGUGACUCCUCUUGACAUUAUACACUUGAAAUUUUACUCUGACUUUCAGUGGCUGUUUGACUUCUCUAUUUAUGGCGUACUUGUGUAUAUCAUGACUGAGGUGUAUAAUAAUUGGUAUCCAAUUAAAGACGAAAUCAAUUUGAGCAUGCUAUGGUGUUGCUUGGUCUUAGGAUUUGCAUUUAAAGUUUUAAUCACACUCUGGAUACAAUACUUCAAAGGUGAAGAAAGCAUUGGAGAAAGGUCAACAUGCAUAGUCACUGGAUUUGCCUAUCUUUUGAUAGCCAUGAUGGUCCUCAUAGUGGAUGAGAACACGCUUGAACUAGGUUUAGAUGAUGCUUAUGCAAGUUUUAACCACACGGCAUCUAUCUUUCUAAAGAAUCAAGGUCUUUCAUCAAGUGGUCCAGCAUCAAAACUCAUUGUCAAAUUUGUCUUGGCCGUUUCGUGUGGAUUUGUUGGCUCCUUGUUUACAUUUCCAGGAUUGCGAAUGUCUAAAAUGCAUUGGGAUGCUUUGAAGUAUCACAGAGACAAUAAGCUGCUUCUGCUACUCAUGAAUCUUAGUUACGCAUCUCCACUGAUACUAGCAAGUUUAUGGAUUAAACCAAUAAGUCGAGACUACCUCACAGUAAGAGUUUUUUCUAGUAUGACAAAACCAAUAAUGACGGCUGCUGCUUUCGAGAGUAUGCGAUUAAUUGCCAUAAUUGUUGCUGUUGUUUUGAAGUUACUGUUGAUGCCUACUUAUUUUCAAGCAUACUUAAAUUUGGCCAACCAAAGGUUAGAGGUACAGAAAAAAGAAGCUGGUAGAAUAUCAAAUAUAGAAUUCCAAAAGAAGAUAGCAGCAGUAUUUUACUACCUUUGCGUUGUAGCUCUGCAGUAUAUUGCUCCGUUGAUCAUUUGUUUAUACUGUACAUUAAUGUAUAAAACUUUAGGAGGCUAUAGUUGGGAGGGAUUGUACAAAAACUUAGAUUUAGAGAAUUGCUCAGCACCAGAGCCAUUACCAGAACCAGCGAUUUUCUCAGAAAAUGAGGAAAAGACUGUAGCACAAACAGCUCAAGAGUUUCAUUUGGCUCUGAGUUCAAUAAAACAGAUAUUCACUAUCGAAGUGUUCAGGGGAAUUUUCGGAUUGGCAACCUGGUGGACUUGCUUCACAUUGUUCGCGACUACAGCGAUGGGCAUGCUUUAUCAGAGUUACUUCACGAACGUAUAAACUCUUUCUCGAGGCGGUAAAAUUAGCGUUACUCACUCGCACAACAUUUUCUAUGAUAACUUUUUGAAUCGCUCGUCAAGAGGGCAAAAAAAUCACCAAGUGCAGCAACGCAUCAAAUUUUUUUAUACAAAGCAGACGUUUAAAGCAAACCGCUGUAGAUAAGAAGCCUAAGAGAAAAGUGAUGCCAAUCGUGGCGUGUCCAUUGAAGUGCGCGCGCGAUACUCAUUUAGAGAUAAUAAUUGUUUAACGACGAUAUUUAUUUUGGUAUUUGUCACGUCGAGAUCUACUGUAAAUAAUCGUGUGUUUUUAUCAAUGACGUUGAAUCUCCUAUAUCAGCGAGCCAAAAAAGAUACUCUGCGAGUCUUUCCUAUCUAAUAAGCGUUAAAUCCGUAAGCAUUAUAGACGAGUGAAAAAAGGCAAGCGUCGACGCUUGCGCGCAAUGAGAAUCAAAUCUGUAACAAUAAAAGUUUGCAAAACU